Racocetra persica is the source of this 398-nucleotide messenger RNA. Lineage: Eukaryota; Fungi; Glomeromycota; Glomeromycetes; Diversisporales; Gigasporaceae. The record is from the annotation of a GenBank genome assembly.
AUAGUGCCUCUUCAUAUGCUACUAGUGCUCUCACUCUAACUAACACAAAAGUGCUUAAACUAUCUCUGUAUACAACAUCAAAGAUACAGCCCAUAGACGCUAGCAUUAUCGCAUCAUUUAAGCUUCAUUAUCGUCAUAUGCAACUUCAACGUGCAAUUGAUCAUGAUGAAGCUAGAGAAAGUGAUAUAUAUCAAAUUGACCAAUUGCAAGCUAUGAAAUGGAUAAAGGUUGCUUGGGGUGAAAUAUUUUUAUACAUGAAAAUUAUAUCCCCUCAUGAUGAAGAUGGAAUGCCUAUUGACCCACUACCUCUUUAUGAAGAUGAAAUGUCUGUUGUCCUACCUUCUUUUGUUGAAAAUGUAGAAGACUUACUUGUUGAAGAUAUGGAAGAAAACCUAUUU